Cynocephalus volans (Philippine flying lemur) is the source of this 1620-nucleotide messenger RNA. It is a transcript of the gene CORO2A, whose product is annotated as coronin 2A. The transcript is spliced from 12 exons. The coding region runs from base 46 to 1620 and encodes 524 amino acids. Gene Ontology annotation, molecular function: actin filament binding. The record is from RefSeq and is a predicted model, not a curated record. Lineage: Eukaryota; Metazoa; Chordata; Mammalia; Dermoptera; Cynocephalidae.
AGAAAACUGAGACUCCAGAGGUUAAGUCACUUGCCCAUCCAGCUGAUGUCAUGGCACCCCCAGUACCGGAGCUCCAAGUUCCGCCACGUCUUUGGCAAACCAGCCAGCAAGGAGAACUGCUACGACUCGGUGCCCAUCACCCACAGCGUUCACGACAAUCACUUCUGUGCCGUGAACCCCCACUUCAUUGCAGUUGUGACUGAGUGUGCUGGUGGAGGGGCCUUCCUCGUCAUCCCCCUGCACCAGACAGGAAAGUUGGACCCCCACUACCCAAAGGUCUGCGGGCACAAAGGGAACGUCUUAGAUGUCAAGUGGAACCCUUUCGAUGACUUUGAGAUUGCUUCCUGUUCUGAAGAUGCCACAAUUAAGAUCUGGAGCAUCCCCAAGCAGCUGCUGGCGAAGAACCUCACAGCCUGCAGGAAGGAGCUGCUGGGCCAUGCACGCAGAGUGGGCCUGGUGGAGUGGCACCCCACGGCUGCCAACAUCCUCUUCAGCGCCGGCUACGACUACAAGGUGAUGGUCUGGAAUCUGGAUACAAAGGAGCCUGUAAUCAUAAGCCCUGUGAGGAUAAUUAACUGUCACCAAGAUGUGAUCCUUUCGAUGUCCUUCAACACCAACGGCAGCCUGCUGGCCACCUCCUGUAAAGACCGCAAGAUUCGGAUUCUUGACCCCCGAGCAGGGACCGUCCUCCAGGAAGCCAACUACAAGGGGCACCGAGCCAACAAAGUGCUGUUUCUGGGGAAUCUGAAGAAGCUGCUGUCCACGGGCACAUCCCGAUGGAACAACCGGCAGAUGGCCCUGUGGGACCAGGACGACCUCUCUGUACCUGUCACAGAGGAGGACCUCGAUGGCUCCUCAGGCGUGUUGUUUCCCUUCUACGAUGCAGACACCUACAUGCUCUACGUGGUGGGGAAGGGAGAUGGGAACAUCCGCUACUACGAGGUGAGCGCCGACAAGCCUUACUUGAGCUACCUGACUGAAUACCGCUCCUAUAACCCGCAGAAGGGGAUUGGUGUCAUGCCAAAGAGAGGUCUUGAUGUGUCCUCCUGCGAGAUCUUCCGCUUCUACAAGCUGAUCACAACCAAAAGCCUCAUCGAGCCCAUAUCUAUGAUUGUGCCCCGGCGGUCAGAAUCCUACCAAGAGGACAUCUACCCCCCAACGGCAGGGGCCCAGCCUUCCAUGAUGGCCCAGGAGUGGCUCAGCGGAAUGAAUAGAGGGCCAGUCCUGGUGUCCCUUAGACCUGGCUCCGAGCUGCUGAGCCCCCUGCCACUGCCUUCAGAGAGACCCAUCUCCAACUCUGUGGCCCUGGCCUCGCCCCAGCUGCUGGACCAGACAGAGAAGCUGACUGCAGAGGAUGGCCAGAGGACCUUCUCCCGGCUGGAGAAGGCGCCGAGGUGGGCAGCAGAACACAAGCUGGAGGAGAAGAAAUCCUGGCUCACAAACGGCUUUGACAUAUUUGAAUGCCCUCCACCAAAGACAGAGAACGAGCUGCUGCAGAUGUUCUAUCGGCAACAGGAAGAGAUCCGAAGGCUUCGGGAGCUGCUGACCCAGCGAGAGGUCCAGGCCAAACAGUUGGAACUGGAGAUCAAAAACUUGCGGAUGGGCUCAGAGCAGUUCUAA